This is a messenger RNA of Haemonchus placei, 363 nucleotides long. NCBI's taxonomy places the organism in Eukaryota, Metazoa, Nematoda, Chromadorea, Rhabditida, Trichostrongylidae. The record is from the annotation of a GenBank genome assembly.
AUGAGAGAGGACACCUUUUCUAUCGCUACGGUCCAUCGCUGGUUCGCUCACUUCAAGGAAGGAGUCGCGGACUUCGAAGACAAGUCUCGGUCGAGACGCCACCUCGCCAUCGACGACUCAGUCAUCCUGCAUACAUCGCAAAGAGUUUCUGUAAAACCUACUCACCACCGCGCCGUCUUGCUCCCGCGAAGAACGAGGAGAACAGCCGGCCUUCACCUCAAGAAAUUUCUUCUUUGCAGCUUCUGGGUUUCAGAAGGAAUUCUGUACUAUGAAUUGCUCAAGCAAGGCCAUAUCAUCAUCGCUCCCUGUUACGUCUGGUCAACUGCAGAAACGUGCGGAAGCCGUUGGAGAAUAACGGGCUAG